ACGUUUCAGCGAGUGAUUCGAUGUGUGUCCUUGCUUCAUCUCACCCUAAAAUCAAGAGCCAUGAAGUUUAAUAUGAACAAGGCGGGACCGCUUUUGGCAUGGAUAAACACCAUGUUUCCAGAGAAGCACCUCUGGGAGUUCAUUCCGAUGAGAGAUGGGCUUCGACUCCUGAAGAUCUGCUUCAAACUAAGGCGGAUGGAGAACACCGAGGAUUUUAAGACUUUGUCCCUCUAUAAGAAAGUGGAAAUAAUCUUCAAUGUUUUGCAGGACGACUUUCACCUCACCAAAAGCCAAAGUUCCCUCAUCUUGCAGAAGAUCAGUGGAGGGACUGACCUUGAGCUUCAGCUGGCCAAGGUGGCGCUUCUGCUUUGUUACUGCACUUUUAAAAAGGGCAUCCUGCUCCCCAUGGAUUCGAAUAUAGAGUCGGCAAUUACAUCCAUGUUUCGUUUUGUAAAAGAUGAUGCUGAUGGUCUGUCUUUAGACGAAGGCCUAGAUCAGUUUCUAGACCAAAACUCUGGUAAGAACGUUGCGAACUCCAGCAGUAUGAGCAGUGGCAGCUCUCUGUUAAAUACAGAUGACGAGUCUCCGAUCGUCGGCCGGUUCCAGCGGCCUCCUAGAGUUCAGUUUCAAGAGCUUUGCACAGUGGCUUCCAGCUCGGACUGCUCUCCAGUGCAGGACGUAAUGAGCACCCCACAUUUCCAAUUGAAGAGACUUCGGAAAGAAUUGGCGCAUGAGGGAGACGUGAGAGACGAGCUGGAGAAAGAACUGGCCAAUCAGAUCAGCAUCAUCUCAGAGAAAGAGGGUCUGAUUUCGCAGUUACAGCACAGGGUGGAGCGAAUGCUGCGGGAACAAGGAGAGCUGGAGAAGGACCAUAAAGCCGCACUGCUGGAGCUCCAGGAGAAGAACGAGAGUCUUCUCCACAGAGUGCAUGAGGUUCUAAAGCAAUGCCAAUACUUAAAAACAGACAACUCCCAAAAAGAGAGAAAGAUUGAUGAACUGACAGAGGAGAAUGGAGCACUUACUGCACAGGUGCGAAACACCUUCGAUCAGCUGGUGAGAGCCGAGGAAGAAGUUGCCAAACUCACACUGGCUCACGAAUUGGCAGAGACUGAGUGGAAGAGCAGAAAAGAUUUUCUGGAGAAGGAGUUAAAUGAGGCCGUCACACAAAGGGAUUGUCUGAGUGAGCAGGUUCAGAUCCUUCAGGGAAAGAUCUCCGUUCUGGAGGAUGAACUCCAGAAAGCUAAAUCUCAGGAGAAAGGAGAGGUUUUGGGGCCCAUCUUGGAGUGGGAGGAGCUUAAGCAGGAGUUGGCAGAUCUGACUCUUAAACUCGCUCAGCUUCAGGACACUAUUUUCCAUCUUGAGAAGGAGAAGGCAGAAGUUGAGGCUUUGCUGGCUGAGGAGAGAGGCUCUUUUGAAAAGGAAACCAAAAGACUCCAAAUGGCGGUGUUCGAUCUGGAGCAGUCCAUCAAUAACAUCCGUUUAGAGAGAGAAACACUGCAGGAGGCUUUAUGGACACAGAAGGAAAUGCUUACCGCACAGAUAUCAGCUCUGGAAAGUGACGUUUCUCGCCUGCAACAGGUGGAAGUGCAGUUGACGGCAGAGAUCAAAAUCUCUGCUGACCUUCGCCAACAGAGAGAGGAACUGGAGGGGAAGGUAGCCUCUUUAGAUAAGAUGGUUAAUGCUCUGCACACUGAGAUCCAGGGUUUAGAAGUGGAGAGAGCAUCACAGCAGGACGCCCUGAAUGCCCUUAUCGUUGACUUGCAAAGCGCCAGAGCCACCAUUCAGGAAUAUGAGAAGAAGCUGGAAGAGCAUCAAAAAGUUGUACAAGAGAAUGAAUCCCUGAAAAAGGAGGCAUGCACAUUACAGCAGGAGCUUGAUGAGCAUCUGCAGGCCAGUAGAGACCUUCAGGAGCAAAUAAAUAUUCUCAGACAGGAGAAAACGGAGGAGGAGAAUAAGGUUAGUCAGGCUUUGGCCAAAAUCGAGAGCCUCCGAACACAAAUUCUCGAUCUGUCUGAACAGAUUUCCCUAAAAGAUGAAGAAAUCAGAAAUCUGAGGAACGACUAUGACUCUGUAGACCACGAAUUAAAGCUUGUGAAGGAACAAAAUAUUGAAAUAAACGAAAUGAUCAAAUCAAAUCGAAAAGAGCAUGAGGACACUGUUAAGAAACUUCAGCAAGAGCUUGACUCUGCUUCUUCAAUUGCUUCAGAAAAACAAAAAGAAAUGCUGGUUCUGUCAGAGGAGGUAACAUCUCUUAAAGAGCAGAUCUGCCAUUACAGUGAAAAUGAAGUGCAGAAACAACAAGAAUUGUCUUUUUUAGAGGCACAACACAACGUGUUAAAGGAAAACAUGAUUUCUAUUCAGAACCAGUUGGCCGAGGUGACAGCUACAGCUUCACAGAAGGAAUCUGAGCUCCACUUGCUUCAGCAGGAGCUUUGCCAUCAAGAAGCCCUGAGAGAAAAAGCUCAGGAGCUUGAGAAAGCCAGACGUGAGGAGCUUGAGAGGACCGUGAGUGAACUUCAGGCCACAAUCCUAGAGGUCACCUCUCUUGUCUCAGAAAGAGAAGCUUGCCUAAGUUCUCUUCAAGAUGAGAUGAAGGAUCAACAAUUGAGGGCCAAACAGUGUGAAGAUGAUCUACGCAAUGAGCUGAAGGAGAAGGUUGGAAAUCUACAUGAACUUCUAGACACUGCCAAUCGUGAUGCUGCAGACAAAGACCAUCUUCUGCAGUCUUUGAAUCAGAAGCUGAAGCAGGUGGAAUUGCUGUGCCAACAAAAAGAGAAAGAUGUCGUUGAGAUGCAUCAAGCAAAGGAAGACCUCGAAAAGAAGAUUAUUGAGCAGAAACAACAACUGGAUGAGUGCCAGCAGAAUUUAGAAAUGCUGAGAAAAGAAAGAGACCAUUUCUCCGUUCAAGUAUCAUCUCUCCAAGAGGAAAUCUGCCGUUCCCAGCAAGAAGUGUCUUUGUUACAGGCUGACCACAACGUUUUGAAGGAAAAUCUGGCUGCUCUUCAGAACCAGUUGGUAGAGGUGACAACCACAGUUUCCAAAAAGGAAUCUGAGCUCCUCUUGCUUCAACAGGAGCUUUCCCAUCAAGAGACCCUGAAAGAGAAAGCUCUGGAGCUUGAGACAAUUAAACGUGAAGAGUUUGAGAAAAAGGUGAGUGAGCUUCAGGCCAAAAUUCUAGAGGUCUCCACUCUCUCCUCUCGGAGAGAGGCUCAAGUAAUUUCCCUUCAAAAUGAGAUGAAGGAUCAACAAUCGCUUGCCAAACAGUCUAAAGAAGAUCUUCGCAGAGAGCUGGAAGAGAAGGUUGGCACCCUACAAGGAGAACUAGAUAUGGUCAAUCGUUGUGCUGCGGAUAAAGAAAAACUGCUGGGCUCUUUGGAUCAAAAGCUCAAAGAGAUGGAAGGGCUUUUCCUUCAAAAAGAUAAAGAUGUCCUUGAAAUGCAUCAGGCAAAGGAGGAGCUGGAGAAGAGGAUUGUUAAAAUUCAUGUUGAGAAACAAGAGCUUUCCGAAUGCCAGCAGAAUCUGGAAAUAUUGAGAAAGGAAAGAGACCACUUGUCAACUGAAGUAACCUCUCUCAAAGAUGAAAUCCGAAAUUACCAGGAAGAUGAAGUGCAGAAGCAACAGGAGAUAUCUGUUUUAGAGGCUGAACGCAAAACAUUUAAGGAGAACAUGGAUGCCCUUGAGAAGAAAUUGGUGGAGGAAACAACUGCAGCUUCACAGAAGCAAUCUGAACUUGUCUUGCUUAAAGACAAGCUUCACCAACUAGAGAGCCUUAGAGAAAAAACUCAGGAGCUUGAGACUGCCAAGCGUGAGGAACUUGAGAGAAUGGUUAGUGAACUUCAAGUUAAAAUCUUAGAGGUCUCCACACUAGCCUCUGAGAGGGAGGUUUGUGUUAAUUCUCUUCAAGAUCAGUUGACGGAUCAGUUGAAGGCUAAACAGUCUGAAGAUGAUCUCCGUAGAGUGCUGAAAGAAAAGGUUGAAGCCCUUCAGGGACAAUUGGAAACUGCCAGUCGAGACGUCUCAGACAAAGACCAACUUCUGCAGACUUUGGAUCAGAAGCUGAAGCAGAUGGAUCUGCUGUGCCAACAAAGGGAGAAAGAUGUCCUUGAUAUGCAUCAGGUAAAGGACGACUUGGAGAAGAAGAUUGGUGAGUUUGUUGUUGAGAAACAACAGCUGCUGGAGUAUCAGCAGAAUUUGGAAAUGGUGAGAAAGGAAAGAGCCAUUCUGUCAACUGAAGUAAACUCUCUCAAAGAUGAAAUCCGAAAUUACCAAGAAAUUGAAGUGCAGAAGCAACAGGAAACUUCUUUUUUAGAGACUGAGCGCAACACAUUAAAAGACAACUUGGCUGCUCUUAAGACGCAAGUGGUGGAGUUGACAACUACAGCUUCUCAGAAAGAAUCUGAGCUUCUGUUGCUUCAAAAGGAGGUUUGCGACAAAGAGAACCUUAAAGAAAAGUCUCAGGAGCUAGAGAAAGAUAUGACUGAACUUCAGGCUAAAAUCCUAGAGGUCUCCACUUUUGCUUCUGAGAGGGAAGCUCAAAUAAGUUAUCUUAAAGAUGAAAUAAAUGAUCAGCAGUUAAGGGCCAAACAGUCUGAAGACGAUCUCCACAGAGUGCUGGAAGAGAAGAUUGAAACCCUUCAGGGACAAUUGGAAACUGCCAGUCGUGACGUCUCAGAUAAAGACCAAGUUCUGCAAACUUUGAAUCAGAAGCUCAGGAAGAUGGAACUACUGUGCCAACAAAAGGAGAAAGAUGUCCUUGAGAUGCAUCAGGCGAAAGAGGACCUGGAGAAGAGGAUUGUAGAAAUUAAUGUCGACAAAUGUCAACUUAAUGGGUACCAGCAGAAUUUGGAGAUGCUGAGGCAAGGAAAGGACCACCUGAGUUCUCUCAACCAGUCUCUCCAGAGGGAGUGUGACGCCUCUCAGAAGAUUCAAGCUGAGCUGGAGUUGAAGGUAAAGGAGCAAAAUGGUUCCAUCCUUGCACUUAAAACGGCUUCUCAAAAGUGUGAGGAGCAGAAUCAGGAACUCCUGGAGCAGCUGAAGACUAAGUCAGAAGCAGUAGAGCACUACAAAGCACAGGUGGAGAAGGCCAAGAAUCAUUACAACAGUAAAAAGCAGCUGCUGGUGGAAGCUCAGGAGCUCAACAAAACUCUCGAGCACUCGUUGGAGGCCAGCAAGAGGGAAGUCAAAGCUCUGGAGACGGAAAUGACAUUGGCUCGCAUGGAACUAGACCAGGCGAGCACCAAGGAGAAGAACCUUGCGGCCAAAGUGAAAAGCUUGGAGGCACAAGUGGACUUUGCUGACAGGCAACUGCGAGAGCAGAAGAUGAUGGAAGACAAAGAGAACAUGAGACACAGAGAAAGUCUGUACAUCAGAGUCCCAGAUAAACAGCAGGACACAAGUACAGACAGCUUGGAGUUUGAGCUGAACGAUUCACUCAAUGCUAACAGUUGUUCUGCAGUACUGGGUGAUUCCAGCACUCCACUGGUUCGUAGCUCUGAGCGCUUGGCCGCUAAACGUCGUGCCUUGGCGGCCGAAUCCCUGGAGACUCUCUACUUCACGCCUUUGAGUCAACAAGGCAACAAGCGUAAAGGGGACCACAACGAUGCCUUUGAACACAAACUAGAGUCCAGUAUCACUUCCAUUGGCGAUCUUGUGGUUGACUCUGCAAAGAAGUUGAUCGCUUCGGCUCGCAGGCGACGUACUACGCAAGUUAUCAACAUCACCAUGGCUAAGAAGAGAUCAGGAAGUGCUGAAGGCGAGGAGUCAUUUUCUAGUCUGCACUCUGCCCGAUCUCAGCCCAACUUGGCAGUUCAGCAUUCACGGCCAUUCUCCAUGGACCUCUCGGAGGAAAGUGCUGCCGCAACUUUAUCAAAAGCAGACACCUUUCAGAGUCUGCCUGGAUACCGCAGAAGCACCGUGCACAACGUUGGUCCACCAAGAGCCACCAGUACAUUCUGUAUUGGAGCAGAGAAUGAACCAGAACAUGCUGCUGAUGACUGGAUGCGCAUCGCAGAACUGCAGACGCGAAACAAAGCCUGUCUGCCCCACCUGAAGAGCAGCUACCCGCUGGAAUCCAGGCCCAGUCUGGGUCCCUCGUUCACCAUAACAGACGAGGACCUGCGAAUGGGUGACCCGGAUGAGACGAUCCGACGUGCAUCCGUGAUGCCUGGUCAGAUCCUGGAGUCCCUGAACUCUCGCCGCUUCUCUCUUGCACCAAGUUCGAGCCAGAGCUCUGCGAACUCCCAGCCCCAGCGCGCCACCAUGUUGCCGGGUCAGAUCCGGUCCAGCACUGCUGCUCACCGGGCCGCUCGGCUCACAAAAACAAGCUCACGUGCUUCAGAAAAUAAACGCAGCCCGUUGGCUCCCAAACGCCCUGGAUCCCAACUGCAAGGUCCAGACACACCUGAGGCAAAGAAGUUGGCAAGUUGCUUCCCACGACCAAUGACACCUAAAGGCAUGUUCGGCAACAGCCAAAACAGACCUCCAAACUCACCGGCCGAGCGAAGGCAAUCUGUGAUGUUCACUGUUGUAAAUACUCCAAAGAACAGCACUCGUGGUGACAGCAGGCUGCAGCGUGGCCUCAACAAGCUGCGUAACAGCGCCCGAAAAUCUCCCGCCGUGGCCAGUCGUGCCCUGCGUUCGGCGGUGGCCGGCAAGUCUCCUCGGGACUCCACUCUGAGAAAGUCUCCCCGAAACAAGUCGCCCAAAUCCAAUGCCAAAAAGAUGAAGAUCAGGAUUAAGGUUUAAAUUUGAGAAUUCAACUGCAAAACCAUCUGUUUCUUUUUCUUUUUUUAUUUGUUUAUCUUUUCUCUUUGUAAUUAAGUUAUUUUUAUUAUGGGAUGCAGUGGUCUUAAUUACUGUCCUGUUUAUGUAACUGGUUGU
Messenger RNA from Sinocyclocheilus rhinocerous, 6879 nucleotides. RefSeq names its product nuclear mitotic apparatus protein 1-like. The transcript is spliced from 23 exons. Gene Ontology annotation, cellular component: spindle pole; spindle microtubule; centrosome. Gene Ontology annotation, biological process: establishment of mitotic spindle orientation. Gene Ontology annotation, molecular function: microtubule binding. The record is from RefSeq and is a predicted model, not a curated record. Lineage: Eukaryota; Metazoa; Chordata; Actinopteri; Cypriniformes; Cyprinidae. Bases 61 to 6744 code for a protein of 2227 amino acids.